AUGAAUACUGACCAUCUAAAACGGGAGCUACAAAGUGAUCUUUCUGCGUCUUUUCCGAAGCGGGGUUUUCCUUAUCAAAAGGUGGCGGCCCUGGUUCUCUAUUGGACUGAAGAUGAUUUCCAGCCUCCUUGCAAAGACGAAGCCCGAGAAGUGAAGGAUCUUUUCUCCACCGGGCUCGGUUAUGACACUGUUGUAUUUCCUAUACCGUCGACGAAUUCACGAAAUGCAUUGGAGAAGGCCGUGGUCGACUUCAAGUAUGCAUACGAUCUAGGCUCCAACCUCAUGAUUGUGUAUUACUCUGGCCAUGGCGACCCCGACGACAAGAGAGGGAAGGCAGUUUGGGCGGCGAAGGCCGUGGGUGAGCCCACAAUUGACUGGUUCGAAGUCCAACCUCAUCUGGAGAACGCAAGCGCCGAUGUUCUCUUUAUUUUCGACUGCUGUCAUGCAUCGCAGGCCGCCAAGAAUCGAAGAAAAGGCUCCUUAGAACUUCUCGCCGCUUCAUCGGCGGGAGGCCAGACACCUUGCCCCGGGAAAUAUUCAUUUACGCGCUAUCUUGUGGACGAACUUCAGAAAGCACUGGUUGAGAAGAACGGUCUGCAGGUAGAUGAGCUGCACGCGAGGAUAAACAGGAGAGUUAUGCAUACAACCAGAGUGACACCGGUUCAUUUUACUCUGCGUCCUGACCCGGCACCAAGUAUCCUCCUACGACCUCAUUCCAGGUCUCCGAGCACAGCAUCACCCCUUGGUGCCCUUACCAUUACAGUCUCGGUUCUAGAACCCCCAAGCCGUCAUAGUAUCCAGAAACUAGGCGAUUGGAUAAAACGGACAGCUCCCAACAGUAUUUCUGGCAUCAAAGUGGAUCGUGUUGUCGACUUAUCUGGCAGCCUCCGUGAUUUUCUUCUCGAUGACGGCAAGGCUGGAAUAAGUGGAAGAUUUAUUGACUCACUGGGACCGAAAGACAAAGGGCUCUUGCUAACAGAUCUGAACAAGCUCAGUCAGAACAUUGUUGACGCCAGGAUAUCCGAAACAAUUCAAGUGGCAGGAUCGGCGAUUACUACAUCAUCUCCCGAACCCAAUACGGCUGCUGAUGGGAGUACACCGCUGGGAUCAUCCAUCUUCCAAAAAUUUGAAAUGACUGCCCAAAAGCUCUUUCAAAAUGUCUGGAAUGCAACAUCAAAGCACCCCACCUUUCAGAGGGGAGACCUGAAAACACUUCAACAAAACGAAGUUGCGCAACAAGCAGGGCUGACUACCACGAUAGGCUUGAGCUUGCUUGCUCGUGAUGAAGAGCAAGUGCCUGAUCCUGAACCAAAAUUCAUACCCUGCGAAGACUUCAUUCACAAACGGUUGCUCGGAGACAACGAUCGAUUUUCAUUGGCCACGAAAAAUGAUCAGUUGGUCAUAGUUGAGAUCGUGAGGUAUCUACAAGGAGAAGACGGGUCUCCCCCCCAGUCAAUGAAGGCACAGUUUCCGAAGACGUCGUCUUUUCUGUCAAGACCAAAGCCUGAAUAUUUCCAAAUCCUUCGCUGCAUUGGGUAUACCCAGGACAAAUCUGAAGGGUGGUAUGGCCUAGCAUUUAGCAUUCCUGAAGGUAGCUCUACCCAUUCGACGCUCGAAGGUCAAUUCGGUCAAAGUCCGAGAGUCCCGUUGGAAAUUAGGUACAGACUCGCUUACAGGAUAGCUCUUUCAUUAUACGGGUUACACAGCGUUGGAUGGAUUCACAAAGGCAUACGCAGCGAGAAUAUCUUAUUCUUCCACAAGUCAAAGAACAAUGACAAGACGUCAGCACUCGAUCAGCCAUGGUUAUUUGGGUUCGAAUACGCUCGUGAAACCGGACAAUCUUCCAGCCAACAGCCCGAAUUUAGGAUGAACAGAUUGUUAUACCUGCCGCCGUCGAGAUGGGGAACGCCGUCGGCAAAAUUUGGGCCCGAGCAUGACAUUUAUUCCUUGGGGGUUCUACUUCUCGAAAUUGGGUUCUGGGUGAAUGCCGAGAAGUUGCCGGGAGCAAGUAUGAAGCAUAUUCGGAAGGCAGAAGAUGCGCAAGCUCAGUUCAUCAAGAGUGCUGGGAAAGAUCUCAGUCACAUCAUGGGAACCAGGUUUGCAGGAGCAGUUUCAACUUGCUUGAAGGGCCAUGUCGGCGAGCGACAACUGGACUUCCGCAAGGAUAUAAUCGAUAUUUUGGAGGGUUUGGCGUUAUCUGAAUAG
Cladophialophora psammophila CBS 110553 is the source of this 2205-nucleotide messenger RNA. RefSeq lists its product as uncharacterized. The transcript is spliced from 3 exons. NCBI's taxonomy places the organism in Eukaryota, Fungi, Ascomycota, Eurotiomycetes, Chaetothyriales, Herpotrichiellaceae. The record is from RefSeq and is a predicted model, not a curated record. Bases 1 to 2205 code for a protein of 734 amino acids. Gene Ontology annotation, molecular function: protein kinase activity; ATP binding; cysteine-type endopeptidase activity. Gene Ontology annotation, biological process: proteolysis; protein phosphorylation.